AAUCUUAAGAAACAACAAAUCUUGAAACUCAGAACUAUGCAGAGAGCGCAUGAGAGAAUCAUGGCGAGAUCGUAAAACAUCUCAUUGGAUCCGAGAAGAAACCAAAGUACCAGAUAUCAUGGAAAUAAUAUGCAAACUCAAAUGGAACUGGGCUGGUUUUUUGGCGAGAAGAACAGACAACCGUUGGACAAUCAGCAUUACGUUCAGGACGCGCCGAGGACAUACAAGGAACCGAGGAAGACCAAGGACGAGAUGAAGGGAGGACUUGGAUGGUUUCCAAAAACUGUCACCAUGUCGCGCAAAAGUGGUCCAGUAGAGAAGAGAAUCAUUUCUAGCCUUUAA
Porites lobata is the source of this 342-nucleotide messenger RNA. The record is from the annotation of a GenBank genome assembly. NCBI's taxonomy places the organism in Eukaryota, Metazoa, Cnidaria, Anthozoa, Scleractinia, Poritidae.